AUGGCCUCUAGUUCUAAUAUUGAUGCUUCAAAUUCUAGCGAUGAUGAAGCAUGGGAACAAAGCGUUGCCGAACAUAAUCGCCAACUUGAUCGCAUCAUUGAGGAUGUGGUCAUCCAUGCCGCAAGUCUAUCUGUACAACCUACCAAUCAUGCCGUUAGAGGAAGGAGACGGUAUAUUGAAAGAAGACGUGAGAUAGGCCAUGAAGGUGUGUUCGAGCAGUACUUUUCAGAAGAUCCAAUCUAUCCCCCAGAAUAUUUUCGAACAAGGUUUCGCAUGCGAAAGCCUUUGUUCGAACGUAUAAUGAACAAGCUCGUCGCCACCGAUAGAUUUUUUCAACAACACCCUGAUGCAGCUGGCCGUCUUGGUAUGUCUCCAAUUCAAAAAUGUACUGCGGCUAUGAGGGUGUUGGCAUAUGGCACCUCAGCCGAUUUGCAUGACGAAUACUUACGAAUGAGUGCCCAAGUCAUUCGUAAAUCAGUCAUCAAAUUUGUUGAAGGUGUCAUUUCCAAUUUCGGAGCUGAGUACCUCAGAAAGCCAACUGAAGAAGAUAUGGCAGCUCUUCUUCAUAUCGGAGAACGGCGAGGGUUCCCAGGCAUGAUGGGCAGUAUUGACUGUUUAAGAAAUGAUAUCAAUGUACUUGAUCAAUCGCCUGUUUUUGAUGAUAUCUUGGAAGGUCGAGCACCUAAGGUUAAUUAUAUCGUUAAUGGUCACGAAAGGAAUAUGGGAUACUAUCUCACUGAUGGUAUAUAUCCUCAAUGGGCGGCAUUUAUCAAAUCUAUUCCUGCUCCACAACUUCGAAAGCACCAGUUGUUUUCUCAACAUCAAGAGGCUGCCCGAAAAGAUGUUGAGCGAGCAUUUGGAGUUUUACAAGCGCGUUUUGCUUUUAUCAAGCGGCCAUGUCUUAUUUGGGAUCGUGAUAUUAUGGGAAAAAUAAUGAUUGCUUGCAUCAUCAUGCAUAAUAUGAUAGUGGAAGAUGAAAGAAGCACUUACCUUAACUAUCAUGAUCCUACAGAAUUCAUCGAAGAUCGACUAAGACAAAAUACUCGUCAAAGUGAAGAUGGAGAGGGAACUAAUGAUUUUGUAUACUCUACGAAUAAGAUUGCAAGCCUAGCGAGCUAUAUGAGAACUAGGUCCCAACUUCGCAAUAGAGAAGAUCACAGCUCUCUAUUACAUGACUUGAUCGAGCAUAUAUGGCAAAAGUUUGGAGAUGAUAAUUAA
This is a messenger RNA of Salvia miltiorrhiza (redroot sage), 1218 nucleotides long. RefSeq lists its product as uncharacterized. The coding region runs from base 1 to 1218 and encodes 405 amino acids. The transcript has 2 exons. Lineage: Eukaryota; Viridiplantae; Streptophyta; Magnoliopsida; Lamiales; Lamiaceae. The record is from RefSeq and is a predicted model, not a curated record.